Messenger RNA from Centropristis striata (black sea bass), 6559 nucleotides. RefSeq names its product leucine-rich repeat-containing protein 24-like. The transcript is spliced from 8 exons. NCBI's taxonomy places the organism in Eukaryota, Metazoa, Chordata, Actinopteri, Perciformes, Serranidae. The record is from RefSeq and is a predicted model, not a curated record. Bases 413 to 2278 code for a protein of 621 amino acids. Gene Ontology annotation, molecular function: protein binding.
UUUUCUUGUUGCUGCUGGCGUAACUGGGAUUGACUGUGGUCCUCUGGAGUAGCAGCGUGGAUUAAUUGAAUGAGAGGUGCACUGUGAGAGCGCAGAGAGCGAACAGCUGGAUGCAGGUUGGAUUUAACAGACAGCGGUGCUGCAGAUUGACCCGCCCGGCCUGCCGUCGUUGCUCAUCGCUCCAUCUCCUCUGUUUCUAUCGGAUCGGAGGAUGCGACGGGCCCGUCCAUCAGCUACUGUUCUGCUUUCAGAUGCAUGGAGCUUUAUCGUCAACACCGAAAAAUACAUUGAGAUAAUUGGGAUCAUAUAGGCAGAGUAAGAGGGACUAAGAAGGCGUCGUGAAGGCAGGCAGGCAGCAUCCCUGUGUCGAGUCUCCUCCAUCAUUUCUCAGAGAGGCCUGUCUGUUGGUGUGAUGGCUGUGUUUUUGGUGCUUCCUCUCUGCGUGCUCCUCCUGUCCCUACACACUCCUUGUCGAGCGUCUCCUUCCUGCCCUGUGAGCUGCCGCUGCUACAGCCUCACCGUGGAGUGUGGUUCCACCAGCCUGAGGGACAUCCCCAAACACGUCCCUCCAUCCACACAGACCAUCUUCCUCCAGGACAAUGUGAUUGGUCAGAUCCGUCGACAGGAUCUCAUUCCACUGAGGCACCUGCACUACUUGUACCUGCAGAACAACACCAUCUCAGCAGUAGAGCCUGGCUCUUUCCAGAACCAGGGUCAGUUGUUGGAGCUGGCUCUGAAUGGGAACCGGGUCCACCUUGUGACAGCUGACAUGUUUCAGGGACUUGAACACCUCCGCAUUCUUUACCUGGCAGGAAAUGACAUCACACGCCUCCUGGACUACACCUUCCGUGGCUUACAGCGUCUGCAGGAGCUCCAUCUGCAACACAACAGUAUAGAGAUGUUGGCAGACCAGGCUCUAGUUGGUUUAACUUCUCUGGCUCUGCUGGACCUGAGCAGGAACAAUCUUCACACCAUUGGCCCUGCAUCCCUGCGACCUCUGGUCAGCCUGCAAGUACUGCGCAUCACAGACAAUCCAUGGCGUUGUGACUGUGCGCUUCACUGGCUGAGGAGCUGGAUUGAUGAGGAAGGCCAGCGGUUGCUCAGCUCUGCAGAACGUCGACUGGUCUGCACCGAGCCUCCGCGCCUUUCCCAUCUCAGCCUGGUGGAGGUCCCACUCAACAGCUUGGUGUGUAUCCCUCCCCUGGUUCAGCUGGAGCCCAGGAGGUUAGCUGUGCGCCUGGGUGAGAGCCUCAGGGUGUCCUGCCAUGCCUCUGGUUACCCUCGGCCACAGGUGACCUGGAAGAAGGCGUCCCAGGGUAAAGUGGUGCUUUCUCCUAGAGGCCUGGUUCAGGAGCUGGGUGCUGGAGGAGGUGGAAUGGGCGGAGCCGAGGCGCCCUCAGAGGAAGGCAGAGUCAGUCUGCAGAAGACUGAAGGCGAGCGAUUUGACCCUGACACCGGCAGCGGCAUGCUGUUUCUCAGUAAUGUGACUGUGGCUCAUGCAGGUUUCUAUGAAUGCGAAGCCUGGAACGCGGGGGGUGUGGCCAGAGUGACCUUUCAGCUCGCCAUCAACUCAUCCACUUCCUCUUCCUCCUCUUCCUCCUCGAUCUGGGCCUCGUGGUCCCAAGUGUCGUCGCCGUACUCCCCUGCCUGGCCCAGACUGCGGAGCCACGGUCCUGCUAUGGGCUCAGAUGUGAGCCGGGAGCCUCUGUACGCUCUGGGCAGCAUGGCCUUCAGCGCUCUGGGAGCUGCCACUCAAACUGCCAUCGCCGUGGGCAUCUCCCUGCUGGCUCUUACUGCUCUGCUGCUGGUCGCCAUGAUCUACAGCCGACAUCACCAAAGGGAGAAGGAAGCUGACGGUGCUGAGAAGGAGGAGAGCAUCCUGUAUGUGAAUGACUACUCUGAUGGCCCCACCACCUUCGCCCAGCUGGAGGAGUACCGUGACGAGCGAGGCCAUGAGAUGUACGUCCUCAACAGGGCCAAGCCUGUGUUGCCCCCUGCUCCCCCCACAGCCGUCUCCACCACUAACCUGGGCUGCCCCGCUCCAUCUGACACCUCCAGCCACACCCUCUCCUCAGGGGCAGGCAAGACCAUGAGUCCCACUUUGGUCCCCAACAAAAAGCUGCAACAGCAGCAGGAGGGCGACAUACGGACCAUGAGGAGAAUGGCGGGGGAGGGAGGGGAAGCGGAGCCUGUGAUCACAUCAGAGGCAGAAGGGAUGUUUCUUAACCACACAGGCCUGUUCAUGGACUCUCAGAUUGCCUAUGAGAUCCACUGCUGAAGAGGUAGAGAGUCCACUGGAGACCACACAGAGGGUUUGCGUGGGUCUGUCACAUUAUCUAAGGAAAGUCAGGAUCACUGUUGGAAUCUACAGUAACUGACAGAAGUACACAUCCCUGUGGAAGGAUUUCAUUUCUACUGAUUCUACUGCUCAUCCACAGUAAUGGACUCUUCCUGGAGAAGAUUUACAUACCUGACACAGCUAAAAAAAACAGCAAUUGAGACUUUUUAGUGGACAUACUGUGAUCUUGCACACCAAAACAACAGCAGUGAGUUAGUUGGUGAGUAGAUCGCCUUUCAGAGGACCUCCGCUCAAAGUCAAAUUGAAUUGGACUCUGGUAUAUAUUGAACUGCACAAAACUGAACUGUACAUGAACAUCUUGGUCAGCAUUAUCAGAGCUACUUUCAUCUGGGCUGUGCAAGAGUUAACAUCUGUCCUCUCAAGAACUCUGCGGCUCGUGGUUGCAGGGUGUGUAUAACAUGAGCAUGUAAGAACCAUAGUGUGUUUUAUUACUGUUAUUAAUGUCUGGACAUGUUUCAAUUUAAUCUUAGACUGUGCAGGCUGUUGACUACCUGAAGGCAGUACAGUGAGGGUGGAACAGCAGCAGCUGAAUUUUGUCAUUAUUUAUUUAAAAGUUUAGGAACAUGCUAAAUCAUCACAGGGAGAGGAUCUGAAAGAGAAAUUCUUAGUCAUGAUGUGGGUUAAUAAAUUAAUCUCACAUCAUGAAACUAUUAAACACGGUGGAGCUGUUGCAGUAGCAGAAAGUAUUCAGCAAGGUGAACAAUAUAAAAUAUGACCACACAACUGAAACAGAAUGAGGACCUAUAGAAAGAAAUAUAUUUUAAAUAUAAAAGUGGGGUCAAGAUAAACUGUUGGGAUGGCUAAAAAUGACUUUGACUUUGAGAGCUCGAUGCGCUACAAAUUAAAAACCAGAAUUACUGAUAGAAUGGAAGGAUAGUCCCGCUACAUAAUCCAGUCACAGCUGUCGCCGGUAAGGAAGCAUAAAAACAUAUGCUAAUAGUAGACAAACCAACACAUAGCUGCAAAUACAGAAAACAGAGUAAAUAAAGACGUGUUGAGGCACCCGUAUGGAGACACCAUUUGUUUUGGAUCUCACUGUUCAAAAAGGGUGUUAAAAUGGCCCAGAAGUAAGUAAGUGUCAAAUAUAAUUGUAAGUUGUAAACAUUAAAUAAUGUAUUUUCCUUUGCAUUAAAUUACCUCACGCCAUCACUCUGUAAAAAAAGAGAAAGGAUUUAGAGCCAAUUUAACUAAUUCAGUCUCCUAAAAGUAUACUAAGCUAUCAAUUUGGAACUCUGAUUAAGAAUAACUUAACAACUAUAACCAAAACGACCAUCAAUAUUUCGUAAAAGUUAAUGAAAUUUGGAGUCAUUUGCAUUGAAGAGGUUGGCACUAUUCAGUCUUGUACAACAUUAAAUAGACAGCAUGUAUAAUUCCAAAAAAGCAUUUUUCAAAAAGAAACCAAAGCACACAAUACAUAUAUUAAGAUGUGACUAUAUACAUGUGUGAAUGUGCGUGUAUGUGUGAGAGAGAGAGGCUGUGUUAGUGUGCAAGUGGAGAAAAACAGAAUUACUAAACUACAGAGAUAACCAAUAAAGACGACGGAGUGAGGGAAAUAGGUUUUUCUGCUUGGACAUGUGUUGAGGUCAGAACAAAGAGGAUUCUUGGGCAGCAACUUUUCCCUACCAAAUGUGCAUGUCAAUGAUAAAUCAACUCAGAAUAUAUGUAUGUGAUCUAGUGGUGCCGGGAUAGAAAGUCCUUGCAGGGUUAGCAGCUGGGAGCUAAAUAGCUUUGAUGCUCCUGUUUCUACUAGAGUUAGAUUUCAGGCUUUGUCACAGCUGCCUGUGCUAAGUGGUUUACUAGGUAAACAGUAUGUUAAGUAACCAAGAAUCUUUAGACAGGCAAUUGUCUCCUCUGUCACGAGGUAAAGGUUUGUGUAAGUCUUCUCUGUUAGCAGGCUACAUGGAAAGCAAUGCUUGCUGUUUGAUGGCAAGGUUCCCACCCUGCACUGUGGGAUUUCCAGCAGAAAGAGUCCAGUAGAGAAGAGAGACACCAAUGGGAGGUUUCCCCUUUUCCAAAUGUUCAAUUCCUGUGGUCCUUACAGAAAUUACAACUAAAUACAGAAAACACAACCAAAUACAGAAAACACAACUCAUUUUAAAAAAACACAAUCCAAUAUAAAAAUAUCAAACAAAUAAAGACAAAAUAACCAAAUACAGAAAACACAACUCAUUUAAAAAAAACACAAUCCAAUAUAAAAAUAUCAAACAAAUAAAGACAAAAUAACCAAAUACAGAAACUGAACCAAAUACAGAAAACAAAGCCAAAUACAGACAACACAACCAAAAUAAAUAAAAACACCACCAAAAACAUAAAAUCAUAACCAAAUACAAAGAACCCGAUCAAAUACAGGCAAAACAAUGAAAUACAGAAAAUACAACUAAAUACCAUAGACUUUAUAAAUAAUGGACGUAGUGACCGUGACGUCACCCAUUGGUUUGUGGACUGCCCAUUUGAGGCAUCGAGUUCACAGUUACACUCGUCGUCAUCUUGCAUCACCAUCUUGUUUCUGAUACGGAGAGCAGACCAUAUUUGGACUGUGGAGGAGCGAGAGGGAUCUGAUCACUGACUACAGCCUCUCUACACCUCAACCUGACUGAGAGAAGUCAGUGCUAAUUCAUGUUAGCAUUAUCUGGGAUGUUAGUUUUGGCAAAAAACAAAACAAAAUGUACAUUACUUACCUCAGAAAACUAAACAGCGACUCCUUGGGGUGUCUGUUAGUCCAACCAAACACUGAACAAGACAUUUUUAAUGAACAAAACGUCAUUAAGUGAAAAUACAGUGUGAAAGGAUCAAAGUUAUGAGAAUCAAAGGUAGCUAUGCCCCAAAUCAUACAAUUCUUUAUCUUCUGUUUUCUUUUAAAUGGGGCCAUUAUUUAAACUAUUAACAUCAAAUUGUCUUGAAGAAGAUUUUUAACAGGAGAUUGAGACCAUAGUGUUGUCCUAAACAAAAAUUCUGAGGUAAUAAAUCAAGUGAGAAGUUUUCUCAUUUUGUAUUGAAAUGAAUGGACGUUAAUGCUUUUGCAGCCGCCGUCAGCGUCCCCUGUUGGAAUUUUCAGUAGAAGGCAACUUCAGCACAUUUCUCCAUAAUUUGAAUUGAUCACUGUAUGACUUACCUUAAAGGCUAGCAAAGUAAAUGACAGUCUAGUAAAUGUUGAUUUCCCAACAUUUUAAUUGUAAUGCUUUUAUUAUGCCUUGAACGGCUAACAACUAUCAAUGAUAAUGAAAACAUUUUUUUCUGGGAUGGUUUGCAUUCACUUUGAGAAAAUUGGCAGCUGGUUCACUGUUCAUCAGGAAUUAGUCACCGCAAUCUAGCAGUCUAACAUUACUGCACCUGCAGCCUUUCUGUGUCCUUCGGAGAGAGCCCCUCCCACUCUGCUUUGCAAGUGUUCGCAACUCACAGUCACGUCUCCUGCCUGAGCCUCUCCUACUCCACUGUCAUCCUGCUGGAGCGGGGACAAGUGCCCUGUUUGUCCCCCCUGUUGGCGGGCCUGUUCAUCUUUCUGAGAUCAGUUUUAGUUCUCACCAUGUGAGAAUAGGCGUGUCUCCAUUAGGUACUUUUCCCUCCAGUGAGCAGCUACUCAACUCGGGUAGGUACUUUUCUGAGCCGCUAAUGAGCCGCCACUAACCAGUCAAUGCUGAUUGGAUACGGUUGAGGUGGCGAUUUCGUGCAGGGGUGAUUCAUUUGCAGACUGAUGCAAACUGGACGCAGCAAACUCAGAAUAUAUACAGAAUGGUGCAAAGUCACUAAGUUGGCAAUACUGCUUGCCGCGUCUGUCUGUUGUCACAUUAACUAAGUUGAUUAGCUGGUACAAAAAUACCUGUAUGGGAACAGAGGACUAGGGGAACUAACUAGUGGGCGGAGCCAAAACACUCAGCCGCUUUACAAAAAGUACUCAGAAAGUACUGAGUGGAAACACCCCUAAUAUAUCUCCCUAUAGACUGUCCCCUCAGCAGUUUGUCACCAGCAAAAGUUACAACAUGCCGCUAGCCAAAAUCUGUCCUUUCGUCAUCAUCAUCAUCAUCAUCAUCAUCAUCAUCAUCAUGACGGACACAGCCAGCAAACCAAUCAUAAUAUUUAUCUUAUUUUAAAAUGAAAUAGCUCUUUCAUUUAUUUCAUUCAAUAACAAAAGACAUAAAACACCACUGACGGAUAGCCGACUUCAAUAACCAGCAUGUCAUGUGAAAACACUUUCUGUUGCUG